Fragaria vesca subsp. vesca is the source of this 5825-nucleotide messenger RNA. RefSeq lists its product as uncharacterized. Gene Ontology annotation, biological process: cellular response to calcium ion. Gene Ontology annotation, cellular component: plasma membrane. Lineage: Eukaryota; Viridiplantae; Streptophyta; Magnoliopsida; Rosales; Rosaceae. The coding region runs from base 176 to 5512 and encodes 1778 amino acids. The record is from RefSeq and is a predicted model, not a curated record. The transcript has 24 exons. Gene Ontology annotation, molecular function: calcium-dependent phospholipid binding.
AGAGAUAAAUAGAGUGAGAUACGUUAUUAAAGAACUGAAACGCAAGCGCGGAGAGAGUCUCCUCCUCCUUCGUUCCUUUUCUUCUUCUUCGGCUUUUUCUACCCAGAUUCUCUCUCAUCCUCACCAAGCCUUGCAGGAUGCAUGCAAGUCUUUCUGUUUGAUUGUUUAGUGGACUAUGGAUCAGAGUGAUAACUAUACGGAAACAGUUCAAGGGAAUGAAAUAAAGAGUCCUACAGAAGUUUUGAAUAAUACAGAGUCAUCUGACCAUAUUCCCUCUCCUGCAGAAGCACCCAACAAACCAGUGUCAUCUGAACAGGAGAUACCCUCUUCUGUGGAAGUGCUGAGUACACCUGAGUUAGAAGUGUUGAAUAAUCCAGAGUCCUCUAACCAUAUUCCCUCUAGUGUAGAAGCAACCGACAAAGCGGAGUCAUCAAAGAUCACCUCUUCUGCUGAAGUGCUCAGUAGACCGGAAUUAGGCCUGUUGAAUAAUCCAGAGUUAUCUGAACAUAUCCCCUCUGCUGCAGAAGCACCCAACAAACCAGAGUCGACUGAAGCAAAGAUCCCAUCUUCUGCUGACGUAUACAUUACUGAGUCAGCUGAAAAUAAAAUGUCCUCUCCUGCAGAAGAAUCAAACAAACCUGAUCCAACUGAAAAGAAAGCCGUCUCCCCUGCAGAAGCAUCAAAUACUAGAAAGAAAACCCCAAAAUCAUUGAAGGGCAAAGCUAAAUUAUUUAAGAAAUCUCUGGGUGAUAACAGUUUGAAAGGUAGCAAAGGUGCUAGUAGUUCGCUGGUUAAUGCAAAGAGAAAGAGGUUCAGGAAUAAGGGUCCCAAAGAGAGCAACAACAAAAGGGAAGAAGAUGUGAAGAAAGCAAACUUAAGAAGAGAUAAGCAACAGAAAAAUGCUGAUGAACAGCAGACUGAUAAGAGCCAUCAGGCACAAAAGAAUAAAGGAAAGAUGGAUGAAGUAGAAAAGAGCCAACAAAAGAAUACAGAAAAACUUCAUGGGCCGGAAAAGAGAGAAAAGCUUGGUGGUUUAAUAUUCAUGUGCAGUGGAAAGACAAAGCCAGACUGUUUCGAUUAUCGUGUAAUGGGUGUUUCAAUGGGUAAAAAAGACACUGUGUUGGGUAUUAAACCUGGCAUGAAGCUUUUUCUCUAUGAUUUUGACCUUAAGCUCUUAUAUGGAGUUUACAAGGCAUCCUCUUCCGGUGGCUUAAAACUCGAGCCAAAAGCUUUUGGUGGGGCCUUCCCUGCUCAGGUUCGGUUUAAUGUGGACAAAGACUGCCUUCCUCUACCUGAAAGCGUUUUCAGGAAGGCAAUAAAGGAAAACUACGAUGAGAAAAAGAAGAAGUUCAAAACAGAACUUACUGUUCGACAAGUAAGAAAUCUGGCCUCCUUUACAAAUUCUUAUUCUUUUUUGUCUUUUUUCCUUAUGGAAACACCUGUCAGGAAGCUCACAGCACUUUUCCGUCCUGCUCAAGUUCAUUCAUCUUCUCUACCCACGCAUUCCCCACUCAGGGCAGACAAUCGGGAUAGGAAAACUCGUGGGAGAGCGAGAGAAGUGCUACCACUUUCACGCAGGGAUGCACGUGCUAGAGAUCCCUAUCCCAAUGGUGGUUACAGGAGUUAUCCAGCGUUAGCUCAUGAAAGGGAGCAGCAUGCUGCAUACCGGGAUGUGGCAUCUGCAAGAAGAGAGGAAAUGCCUCGUCAUUUGUACCUUUCCGAAAAGGAAUAUCGAGCCUAUGGUCUUCAAGGAGAGAGAAGAAAUCUGGCUCCUCGUCCUGUCAGUCCAGCUGUAGAGGUUCAGCGCAGAGAUUAUGCAAGGGACCAGUUUUUAAGACAGCCAAACCUUUAUAGGGAGGCUGCCCCUGCACAUCGAGAAACUGUUCCUUCGGAUCUCUACUUGAAUGAGAAAGAGUACUCAGCGUAUACUGUUGGUGCAAGACAUGAGUUGCCUCCUGCGACAUCUGCUGCCGCUGUAGAUUUAUAUGCAAGGGAUCCCUACUCUACUCACUUUAGCUAUUAUGGGGGUUCAUCACUGGACCAAUAUGCUGCUCCUCAGAGGAGAGGAGAUGUUCCUUUGGGAUCUUACUUUGCUGGUGCAAGACGAGAAUCUUACUUGGUUGAGAAUGAUCCCUUGCAAAGGAGAGCACCUGAUGGUGUAGAGAGAAGUUUGUAUUCUGCGCAUGCUGCUGCUGCUAUUGAUGAUCGUGUACAGAGAAGCUUAUACUCGGCACAUGCUGCUACUUCUGUUGAUGAUCAUAUUGGGAGAAGCUUAUACUCGGCGCGUGCUGCUUCUGCUCUGGAUGUUGAUUCAUUGGGUUAUAGCCGGAAAGAUAACUAUCAGGUGACGAGGCCUGAAGCACUGGCAGCGCCAGUUUCAUCUCGUUAUGCAUUUGCUGAGACCCUGUGGUAUGGGAUUGUGGUUUUUGCAUCGCAACGUGAUGAUAACUGCCUCUUGGAAUCUCCAUCUUUGGUUUUGGAUCUAGAAGUGAUGGGAAGCUGCUUCUCUGAUAUGGAAGAAGGGAAGCAAGCCAUAUACAGGGAUGGUUAUACAUACGACGACGACUUGGGAUUGGCCUUUCCAACCCGUUAUGGAGACACACAGCUACUGCCAUCUGCUCCAGCGCUGUCAAUACUUCCUGGAGAAGAAGAAAGAGAAGCGGAGGCACAGAAAGAAGAAGAAGAGCGUCAGAUAGCUAUGGCGAUUAUGGUCUCUUUGGAGCCUGAAUUACAACAAGGGAGCAUCCCACAAUUGUCAUUUUGGCAGACUGAACCUGCUGCAGAUGCAUCUAGAAGUUCUACGCCUUCGCGACAAGGUCAAGCAAGAGUUUCACAGUUACUACUGUCAUCAGCUCAACAAGCUCAGCCAAACAGUUCCAGUAGCAGACCGGAAUGCGAGUAUUGUUAUGAUGCUCCAAUCGGAGCAACUUGUGAUCCUUGUGGCCAUGUAGCUUGCUUCAACUGCUGGGUGAAGAUUCAACACUCCGACAACAAGUGUCCUCGUUGUCGAGUAGCGAUCGAGAAGAUCAUCAAGCUUUAUCUAGUUGCUGUAAUCGCCAUAUCGAUCUGCUUCUCUUCUUCAUCUUCGUAUGAUGAAAAUGGUAGUACUGGAGCUGAUGGCAGGGGCUGUGAAUUUGCAGUGUCACGAUCUGGUUCGGAAGAAGAAGAAGAAAAAGAAGCGCUAGGUUCAUCUGCAGUUGAUGACUGCCAGUUUAUGGGAUUGGAUGGGGUUGUAUUUGAGGACCUUGAUGAAGUCAGUAAGGAGAUAGCUAGGGAAAGGAUGUCUGAGCAAACACAAUGCAUUCGGAAUGAGGUUGAUCAGUAUUUAUCGGAUAGAUGUGUCAGCCUUCUUUGUAAGACUUUUGAGAUUGGCAAGUGGUGGAAGGCAAAUGAAUCCGUAUAUCUUGUUUUAUCGAAGCUAGCAAAGGAUAUAUUUGUUGUUCCAUGCUCAACUGUGGCUUCAGAGAAUGGUUUCAGCUUAGGGUCUAGAGUUGUGGAUCCAUUCAGAGCUUCUUUGACACCAAAGGCAGUCGAGGCCCUUGUUUGCACUUCGAAUUGGUUAAGAUGUGCACCUGCAAAUUUCGACCUCUAUGAAACUCCAACAGAAGAAGAAUUGCAAACUUACCUUGAUUUGGAGGAGCUUGAGAGAGAUCGCAAGCUCCUCCCUCUUCAAAUCCCAAGCUCCUCCCUCCCCAAAUGUCCAAAAUCCUCACCAAACCCCACCCUCCAGUCCCUCAUAUCCCUCUCCGUCAUCGUCGCCACCUCCUCGUUGGCCCUUGCUGCAGAGAUCGAGAAGGCAGCUCUUCGAUCUCGCCAUCCCCUUUGCCUUAACGAUCAAACCCCAGGGUGUCCGAUCAUGCUAUUUGUCUUCGAAGGGAUGUUGAAGAAGAAGAAGAAGAGAGGUUUAGAGAUGGGAGGGUGUUUUUCCGACGUGAAAGGUGGCAAGCAAGCAGUGGGUGGGGGCCAUCAGAGGCCUAUCAACAGGGACGGCGACGUAAACGACGCCGUUGAGCUCUUUAACCGCGCUCGUGGGGUUGAAUCACUAUGCACUCCUCUCGAGUUAUCACUGUCAGCAACUAACUUGAUUGAUCGGGACAUUGCAUCAAAGAGUGAUCCCAUGGUCGUGGUUUAUGUAAAGAAAGGAGAUGGUUUUCUAGGUAAGCUAGAGGAACUAGGGAGAACUGAAGUGAUAAUGAAUAAUUUGAGUCCAGCAUGGAUUGAGAAAAUAACAGUUUCCUAUCAGUUCGAGGUUGUGCAGCCAUUGAUAUUCCAGGUCUAUGAUGUCGAUACGAAAUAUCACAAUGUAAACGUAAAGACACUGAAGUUGGAGGAUCAGGAAUUUCUUGGGGAAGGCAGUUGCAAUCUUUCAGAGAUAGUGACAAAACAAAGUCGAAGUGUAACCUUGAAGCUGCAUAACAGAAGCGGGCGUGGAGGUACGAGAAACUUAGGAACACUCAUUGUCCAUGCUGAAGAAACUAUGGCUUCGAAGAGUGUUGUUGAGAUAAAAUUUCGUUGUUCCCAAUUGGAAAACAAAGACCUCUUCUCUAAAAGUGAUCCUUUCUUAAGAGUAUCAAGAAUUGUUGAGAGUGGAAGUUCUGUUCCAAUUUGCAAGACUGAAGUAGUGGAUAACAAUUUAAAUCCAGUUUGGAAACUGCUGUCCCUGAGUAUGCAGCAGUUUGGAAGCAAGGAUAAUCCAUUAAUCAUCGAGUGCUUUGAUUUCAACAGUAAUGGCAAUCAUGUUCUUAUUGGGAAACUUCAAAAAUCUGUGGCAGACCUGGAGAGAUUAUUCAAAGAAAGAAGUGGGGUGAAUUUUGUCAUUCCAUCUUCUCUUGGUCGUGAAAAGUUGUCAAAGGGUCAGUUGUUUGUGGAUCAAUUUAAUGAGAAGCAGCAGUUCAGCUUUGUCGAUUAUAUUUCCAGUGGGUUUGAGCUUAACUUCAUGGUUUCUGUUGACUUUACUGCUUCAAAUGGAGAUCCUCGAAAACCUGAUUCGUUGCACUACAUUGAUCCCUAUGGCCGGUUGAAUUCUUACCAGCAGGCAAUAACAGAAGUUGGGGAAGUUAUUCAGUUUUAUGAUGCUGAUAAACGUUUUCCUGCUUGGGGUUUUGGAGGAAGGACAGCUGGAGGGCCUGUGUCGCACUGUUUUAACUUGGAUGGAACUGCAACUGGCUUUGAGGAUGGGAUCCUUACAGACCUCCAGGAAACAACAGAUGCUUUGGUGAGGGCAUCUGAUCUUCCCCUCUCAAUUCUAAUAGUUGGAGUAGGAACAGCGGAUUUUAAACAAAUGGAGAUUCUCGAUGCUGAUAAUGGACAGCGAUUAUCAAGUUCAACAGGUCGUGUGGCUACAAGAGACAUCGUACAGUUUGUUCCUAUGAGAGAUGUGCAUAGCGGGCGAAUUUCGGCUCUUCAAUCUCUUCUCGAAGAGUUGCCUGGACAGUUCUUGAGCUACAUGCGCGCCAGAGACAUCAAGCCUCUCACUUUCAAUGCAACCCAACCAUCUACUCUACAACUUUAGAACAGCGAACAGUGUUCUAGUAUCAGCACCCCUAAAGUUCGUCUAGAUAUGUAGAUGAAAUUAACCGGUGAUUAGUUAGCACUUAUGUCUUCCUCUUACAAAGGGCAGAAAUUUAGCAACUUAAAUCUCUAGAAUCUAGAAUCUCACAAAUUUUAAAAGGAUUCAUCUUUGUAGUUCUUUGUCAAUAUUAUUAUCAAGACAAAGCUCUAGAUUCUAGAAUGAAUAAUGAAAUUGGACACAAACUGACAAACACACUCAUUUCCGAGUAUUAAUUCCUAAUAUCUGGUUUGGUUUGGAUACCAAAUCUCAUUAC